AUGUUCCGUUUAAUUGGUGAUCCGGAUGCGACAUUGAUGGUAACCAGUCAACAUCGUGCCUUAAAUGAAGCAGGUACUUAUGCUGACCAAUAUGAUUAUGAAGAUGAAACGGAAUGGACAAGACCAACAUUGCAUUCUACAUUUAAUGCACGAAAUAAUUAUAUCGAUUCAUGGAAGGAAGUUGGCGUACACAUUGGACAUGUUAUUCAUCCAACCAGAAUUAGGAUUGAAUGUCACUCUAAGGGUAAUAACGCCGUUGUUACAACAAAAGGAACAACCGAAUGUUACAUUGACAAUAUUGAAAUGAUCAAAUGUGAUGAAGAAGUGUGGUACGAAAAUAUAUGUCAAUCGAAUAAGACUAAAAAAUAUUUGUGCAAUAAAUAUGAUCGUCCGAAAUGCAUUGAUUACGAUCAAUUAUGUGAUAUGACUGUCGAUUGUCCAGGAGCUGAAGAUGAACAAACUGAUUUACACAAUUGCACAGCAGUACCAACUGGUGCUCGUUGUACAUUUGAAGAUGAAAAUGAACAGAAGACAGUUUGUAUUGGAUGGCGUUUGGAAACAUAUUAUGUUCACAAUAGUCGAAGAGCAGAUGAAAACAAACAUCUUUUCAUUCGAAUUAAUGCCAGCGAUGCAGCGAAACAAUCAUCACUGAAACAUAUCCCACAAAAGGAUCAUACCUUUGAACAUAAUAAUAAUAGCGGUCAUUUUUUAUAUUUUACAUCGGAAGAUGAUCAAGAACGAAAGAGCUUCACGGAUACUAAAUCAACUUAUUUUAUAUCACCACAUUUUCCACCAACCGUUAAUAUACUCCACAAUUCGGUUGCACUUCCAUCAAAUUCAUGCAGGAUACGAUUUUACUACUGUUCAUAUGGAAGUUCCAUUUCGACGCUACAAUUGACAGUACAUCCGAUUAACGGUCAACCACCGAAAAUCAUCUGGACUCCACCAUCACUCUCGUUCGCUGACCAUAAUUACUACUGCGAAUGGAUAAAAGUAUCCAUUGAUUUACCAGAACAGAAAAGUGAAUACUAUUUAAAAAUGGGUGUAAGCAGAAUAUUCGACUCAUCAAUAAGUUUUGCCAUUGAUGAUUUCUCGAUGACACCAGAUUGCUUUACUAAUGAAGAAGCAUGGAUUGCGCAAUACAUACCUUAUGUAUAUAAUAUAACAAGUUGUGGACAACAAGGAUCUCAUCAACCAACACCUGAAAAUUGCGAUAAUUUUUACAAUCAAAGUGCAACAAAAACGCUAUUACGAAACAAUACUUCCAAUGGGUUUCAGAAAUGGAUUGUACCAAAAACUGGAGAAUACAGAAUCGAAGCAUAUGGCGCAUCUGGAGGACAUCUUGCGCAACAAACAAUCAAUAAUUAUGGUGGUCAAGUGAUUACUAUAGUUAAUUUAACAGUAGCUACAGAAUUAAACAUUUUGGUAGGACAAAUGGGUGAAAGUCCAUGUGAUUAUUUUAAAGAUUCUGCUGAUGGCACAAAGAGUCACCAAUACGAAGUGUUGAAAUAUUUAUGCAAGAAGGGCGAUAGCAUAUGGAGUGAUGACACAGCGGUUGCAAAUGCUAUAAUGUUCCCGGGUACUGGUGGUGGCGGUGCAACAAUUGUUAAGUAUCAAAAUACGAUUAUUUUAGUUGCUGGAGGUGGUGGUGGAAUAUUUCCGGAACAAAUUAUUCAAUUAGAAAAACCAGGAGUUAAUCCAAGAGGCGGUUAUUUAUUCGAGAUGGGCAAAGAUUCACAACCAAUUGAUUUACAUAGUCCAAAGCGAGGAAUCCUGUGGAUGUCUGGAGAUGGAGCACAUUUUCUACAUAAUAGUAAAAAAGAAAAGUGUGAGCAGUGUGUUGUGAUGUCCGGAAAGCUAAAUAAUGAAUCCUCUUCCGGAGGUGUGUGCCCAUUGGUAUCGGUGUGGAAAAUUUUGGGAGGAUAUGGUGGUGGCGGUGCAUCUUGCGGACCGGGCGGUGGUGGUGGAGCUGGCUAUUAUGGUGGAGAAGGUGGGCAAAAAUAUCAUGGUACCGGCGGAAAAAGUUUUGUAAAAUACAAGAGCGCCAUCAUUAGACCUGGUAUGAAUAACGGUAACGGUUAUGUACUAAUUCAUCCAUGUCGUUUACACUGUUCAACAAAUGCAACUUGUCGUUUUCGCUUGAAUAAUGCCGAUGAAAUUGUUUCCUAUUGCUCUUGUCCGAAUGGUCAAAUAGUCGGCGAAUUAGAAGAUUGUAUUUUUGAAGACAAGAAACAAAUGAAUGUUCGUCGUAAAGAAUCUCUUCUUGUAAUGCUCGUUUUUGCAUUCGUUUUAUGCACUAUCAUUCUUCUCAGCGCAUUUGGAAGUUUCUGUGUUUAUUUUCGAAGACGAUUAAAAAAGGCAAAAAUGGAGAAAGCGGAACUUAAUCGUGAAAUAGGAAUGUGUGCUUUACCACCCAGUACACCAAUGAGCAUCUCCGGAAAUCCAAUUUAUGAACCAUUUGGUCCAUGCGCUGAACUUCAACCUAUACCACGUGCUAAUGUUACUCUGAUAAGGCCACUUGGACAAGGAGCUUUUGGUGAGGUAUAUGAAGGAACAUUGAAUUGUGGUAGUCAAUUGAUUCAGGUUGCUGUGAAAACAUUACCGAAAUCAGCAUCCAAGCAGGCGGUAAAUGAUUUUGAAAUGGAAGCUCUUAUUAUGAGCAAAUUCCGACACGAAAACAUUUGCGAGCUUAUGGGAGUAUGUUUUGAUGUGACACCGAGACUUCUCAUUCUUGAACUGCUAGCUGGCGGUGAUCUGAAAUCUUUCCUUCGUGAAUGUAGGCCUAAAAAUACAAAAGAUCAGCAAAUUCAAAUGAUUGAUUUGCUGAAUAUGGCGCAAGAUGUUGCAAAAGGAUGUAAAUUUCUCGCUGAUAAUCGCUUUAUUCAUCGCGAUAUUGCUGCUAGAAAUUGCUUACUAACAAAGAAAGAAAUGGGACGUGUCGUUAAAAUCGCUGAUUUCGGUAUGGCAAGAGAUAUUUACAGGCAAGAUUAUUAUCGUAAAGGUGGUAAAGCAAUGUUACCAGUGAAAUGGAUGCCACCUGAAGCUUUUCUUGAUGGUGUUUUUACAGUAAAAACUGAUGUCUGGUCAUUUGGUGUAUUACUGUGGGAAAUUUUUUCUCUUGGAUAUAUGCCAUAUCCCGGAAAAAGUAAUCAGGAAGUUAUGUCUCUAAUUGUGAAUGGAGGACGAUUAGAGCCACCGAACGGUAUACCUGAUCAAAUUUACGCUUUAAUGUUAGCUUGUUGGAGCACCGCCGAUACUGAUCGACCACAUUUUGAUGAUAUCAUUGAAAAUUUGAAUUCUAUGCGUCAAAAUCCACUUAUGCAAAAUAUGCCUUUACCUGUAAUCAUUCACCGACUAUCACAGCCACAAUCUACUCCCAGUAAUUCAUCUUUACCGGAUAGUCCCUCAUCUGUUACCGAAACGAUAUCACAAAAUACUUAUUCUCAGAGUACCAUUAAUACAAUAUUGAAUUCGUAUACUGAAACAGUCCCAUCAAAUGAUUGUGAUCCGUUACCCACAAAAGAAACGUGUACCAGUGAUAGUGGCGAGCCAGUAAGUAAUUGCAAUGGUCAUCCUUUAUCUACCACAGCAUUACAUGACGCCGUAGCCGGAUCUCGUAAACCUGUAGUUGAUACGGAUUCUCGCAAUAAUCGAUUGGCUGAUAGCGAUUAUGCGAAUGCAAUACGUAUGGAAACAGUAUCACUACUGGAAAGACGAUAUCCACCACCAAUAGAGUUGCGAGUACCACCAUCUAUAGUCAAUGAUUUCUUAUCUCCUAGGAUGAUAAGCUCUUUAAGGUUAUCAAAUCAAUCAAAUGACCAGUCAUUACAUCAGAAUUAUAUGAAUCAAAGCCAAAUUUUAUAA
This is a messenger RNA of Cercopithifilaria johnstoni, 3864 nucleotides long. NCBI's taxonomy places the organism in Eukaryota, Metazoa, Nematoda, Chromadorea, Rhabditida, Onchocercidae. The record is from the annotation of a GenBank genome assembly.